CGCGAGCAUACGAACUGAACGUAGAGCUGAACGUACAAAUCCUGCUCCUCGCGGAAGUCCUGUAGACUCCACGAGUCACGCACGCUCACUCUCGUCUGUGCUCAGCAGCCACAUUGCCUUUCCUGCAGCCAAGGAGACAAGCACAUUUAACAUUCCUGCAACACAUCGAGCAUCAUGGCCUCAGUAAUGGAGAAGUUGAUCACCCCUCUGGCCAGCGGCCCUGCUGAGCCCCCAAGGAACAAAGUGACCGUUGUUGGUGUAGGUCAGGUCGGCAUGGCAUGUGCUAUCAGCAUCUUGCUCAGGGAACUGACAGAUGAACUGGCUUUGGUGGAUGUCGUGGAGGACAGACUGAAAGGGGAGAUGCUGGAUCUGCAACAUGGCAGCCUUUUCCUUAAGACACCAAAGAUAGUUGCCGACAAGGACUAUUCCGUGACUGCCAACUCCCGUAUCGUUGUGGUGACUGCCGGAGUGCGUCAACAGGAGGGUGAGAGCAGACUGGACCUGGUGCAGAGGAACGUCAACAUUUUUAAACACAUCAUCCCACAGAUUGUCAAAUACAGCCCUGACUGCACUCUCGUUGUGGUGUCCAAUCCAGUGGAUGUUCUGACCUAUGUGACCUGGAAGCUAAGCGGCCUGCCAAAGCACCGUGUCAUUGGCAGUGGAACCAACCUGGACUCUGCCCGCUUCCGCCACAUCAUGGCUGAGAAACUGGGCAUUCACUCCAGCAGCUUCAAUGGAUACAUCCUGGGAGAGCAUGGAGACUCAAGCGUGCCUGUAUGGAGUGGAGCAAAUGUGGCUGGAGUCAGCCUGCAGAAACUCAACCCUGAUAUUGGAACAGAUAAAGACACCGAGAACUGGAAGGAUGCUCACAAGAUGGUUGUGGACAGUGCUUAUGAGGUAAUCAAGCUGAAGGGAUACACCAACUGGGCCAUCGGUCUUAGUGUGGCUGACCUGACCGAGAGCCUGGUGAAGAACCUGAGCAGGGUACACCCCGUUUCCACCAUGGUUAAGGGCAUGUUUGGUAUCAGUGAGGAGGUGUACCUGAGCCUGCCCUGUGUUCUCAACAGCAACGGAGUGGGAAGUGUCAUCAAUAUGACCCUGACUGAUGAAGAAAUCACUCAGCUCAAGAAGAGCGCAGAUACUCUGUGGGGCAUCCAAAAAGACCUGAAGGACCUGUAGAACAUUCGCAGAUGGCACAACAUGCACUCCGGUCCACAACUCUUUAACACACUCCCUCAGAAUCUUAACACACACUCUUGUCCUCUUCUCACUUGCUUUGGGGUAUGGUUGCUAAAGUAUUUUUUUCCAUGGUGGUCUAUCUAGGCAUAAUCCAAAAAUGAGGAAUGUCUCUUCUGAUAAUGAUUAUCUGUUAUCAAAGGAGAAUUUGUUCAGUUCUUCACAACUGCACUAGUUAACUUUGGUCACUUGGUCAAUGAAGGAUCCAACACAUCUUGGCACAAUUUAGUGAGAUCAUUAGUGAGAGUGCUCAUGUGUUUUUCUCUAAAUCAAGAGGAGAGAGGAUCGAAAUAAGAGACACAAAUGAAUUCUGUCUUCUGAAUCAUUUUGUCAGUGUCAGUCAAAUUAAUGAGCCUGUAGAAGAUGACAUAACUGAAGUUCAUAAAUUAAUAAACUUGUUGAAACCUGACCAAA
Molecule: messenger RNA, 1650 nt
Organism: Xyrauchen texanus (razorback sucker)
Lineage: Eukaryota; Metazoa; Chordata; Actinopteri; Cypriniformes; Catostomidae
Product: L-lactate dehydrogenase B-A chain-like
Exons: 8
Coding region: 175-1179 (334 amino acids)
Biological process (GO): carboxylic acid metabolic process
Cellular component (GO): cytoplasm
Molecular function (GO): L-lactate dehydrogenase (NAD+) activity
Source: RefSeq, a predicted model, not a curated record